Molecule: messenger RNA, 2505 nt
Organism: Diaporthe amygdali
Lineage: Eukaryota; Fungi; Ascomycota; Sordariomycetes; Diaporthales; Diaporthaceae
Exons: 3
Coding region: 1-2505 (834 amino acids)
Source: RefSeq, a predicted model, not a curated record
AUGAAACCUGCAGCUCAGACCAUUAGGGAGCCCCAACGGAGUGAGGCUGGUGGGCAUUUCACAUUGCUCAAAAAGCGGAAACUAGAGCACCAGGGGUCUUUACAAGAACUUAUCGGAGGUCAUGCGGACUCCUCUGAUGGUGGCUCUGUUGAAAUGUCCACAUUCCUGAUGCGAAGGAGUGAGAACGACAGUCUUGACGGCGUCGCCAUUGAGAGAUCAAGCCCAGAGACACGGACCGAAGAGGCUGGGACGGUCGCCGAAUCAAUAAGCUGUGACAGAAGAAGUCUGAAUCCCGGCACGACAAAAUCACACAGCUAUACGAAACUCGCUCGGUCAGACUGCUGGGGAAGGCUAUUGAAGAGAAGACAGGCCAUACCGGAGAAGCCAAAAGUUGUGUACAGCCACAAACGACGUCGCAUACUUAAAGAGGUCCUCUGGGUCCAUUUACUGCCUGUUGCUAUCAACUUCACUCUGCUGGGGCUGUACGUGCAGCGAGUCUCAUGGACGCCACCUUGGCCAUCGACCAAUAUCCUCAACGCCUUGCAGUUCGCUGCUAAGAUCCACGAAACCCUCAUGAUCGCAUCUCUAGUCAGCGUGCUUCUCCACCACAUUCGAUACAGACUUCUUUCUCCAGGCCACGCUGGUUUACCGUUAGGCCUAAUCACCUCUCCGUUCCGCCUACUCGACGUCACGUAUCUCUGGAGUCAGGAGUUUUCGGCCGCUUGGCGGAGUUUGGAAGUGUUUAGCAUUUCGGAAGUUGCCACCAUUGGUAUUCAUGUCUUUCUGUUUGUUCUAGCGGCGGUCCUCGGUCCUGCCUCCGCCAUCAGCAUGCUACCCAGGCUUGGAGAGUGGGAGCUCGCGGAGGCUAUUACGAACGCACCUUUCUAUGCCAGUCAUGAUCGAAAUAACAUCUAUCAGGUCUAUUUUGGUGCAGAGCUAUCGGAUAUCUUUUCACAAAGAAUCACGGCAGACUUUAUUCCCGAGGCUUGUGAUUACGGAAGCCUCUCACUCCCUCAGACCAACAUUUGCCCCCGGCUGGGCUUGAUGGACAUUACCCAGGGCAUGUUUCCCCCCAAUUCCAGGAACCAUGGUUCAAGUGUUCUCCCAUUCAACGUCUGGACGCCCUUGAACCAAUAUAAUAUCUCGGUCCAAGCGCACAACCAGGCUGCGCUUCCAGCUCGCAUUAUAAGUGUGGAUCUAUCUACCGUUAGUGAUAACGGAUACAACGCUACAGUAGAUGUCACAACGCCUACUGAUGCUAUCUUACAUUUGACUGAGAUACUCAUUAGUCACUAUAUCGACCGCUGGAUAGCGGACUGGCAAACUGUCACCCCUGCAAACUACUUCGUUUCCAGAGGAGAGUACCCUGUGACCUUCACUCCAUAUCCCGGGCACCUGCAAUCCAGACGGCCCCACUCAUUAUGGAAGCAACCUUUCGUGUCCUCUUCUUGCUCAUCCAAUCUCGAUCAUAUGGCCUCGGAAUUCACAAUUUUUGAUUUUGACCCAACGCCAGACACACCACCUUACAGAGUCACAUUGGACGCAGAACUUCUGUCCAUUGUGUUGAAUGGCACAGGCAUGGGAUUUAUCGACAACUCGAACCUAAACGUCACGCCGAACUAUUCGCCUUCGGCUGCAUUCGCCUACACUUCCCAGUGGGCCACCACUUUGUGCCUGGUGCAGGCAUAUUGGAUAGAUUCCUCUUUAUCAGGCUCUCCUUCCCGAUAUUAUCACGAUUACGAAAAUUCAAUGGGCGACCUCGCGUGGAGUUGGCGUCGAUGGAAUGAUGAAAAUCGCAAUCGGACGUGGCCUAGUGGACGCAGCUGGUUCGAGGCUAAUGCCGCUGAAACUAUCCACUUGGACUUGGACUGGCUGGCCGUUCUGGAUCAAGGGACCGGCAGUGACAACACAGGAAUUGCAGAAGGCCUUUCGAAAGUGCCAUACAAGUUCGGCAUUCAUGCCUUGGGUUCUGUGAAAGAGAUCAGGCAUGGCCAAUCUCUUCCCGCCAUGACUUUGAGCCCGUGGACCUCCUCUCGCUCGUCGGAAACCUUGCGCUACAACAUCUCUGGAAAUUGGACCAGACGAACUCUCACGCCAUCUCAAAUCAUGGAGAAUUCAACACGGCUCGAUUUUAAACUUACUCAAAAGCUAUACGGUUACAGAUACAGCGGCGUCACGAUCAUCCUGGCAUUCGUGGUAUUGUUCCUCUAUGUGGCCACCGUCUUUGUCCAUAUCUCAAUCAUGACUUUUGGCACGAGCUGGAGCAGCAGGGCUUGGAAGAGCCUCGGAGAGUACUUCGUUUUGGCGUUGCAUUCUCCCACGCCCACAUCAGUUCUGGAUAAUACGGGAGGCGGUGUGAAGGUCUCAAAAACGUGGCAAGCACGGGCGUCUAUCCAGGAGCUGCAACAUGGAAAACGGGUGGGCAUCGUGGUUGCCGACCCGGGCGAGUCGGAUGAUGGUGAGCCCUUACUGUCGGAGGUGCAGCCGGAUUGUAAAUACUCGUAG